AUGACAAUUGAUAAUCAAGAUAAUCUUUGUCUACGUUGUCACAACCGAGAAAAACUUUUUGAGACAUUCAAAAAAUGUUCGUACUGCUCCGCAAAACUUUGUCAACAAUGUUGGACUGAACUGCAAACUUCAGAUGAAUAUAAAGUUUUGAUUGAAACUCUUCCGAAAACGUCUCCGAGAAGAAUAUGUUCGACAUGUUUACAAACUCUAUAUGGACACAUAGCUAAAAAGAAACUUGCCGAUGAUGAGGAUGAUUAUCAGUUAGCUUUAGCAAUAUCUUUAUCACAAAAAGAAGCAGAUAAGCAACGAAAACAUGAGGAAAUCAAAGCAUCUUCGAUAACCGAAAAGAAAGUUGAUCAACGUGAGAACUUGUUAGACAAAACAGCGGAAGCGAUCGAACGAUUUAUGAACCGAGCGAAGAGCAAUUAUCAACGAAAUCGUGAUGUUAUUGGAGAUACCGCCUUGCUCUCUGCUUUCAUACUACUUCAAACAUGUGCGACGGAACUUGAACAGUUGAAACACGAUCUUGAUCGACAACGUCAACAUUUUGAAACAUUACAAGAAAAACUGACCACAUUACGUGAUGCUCGUGAAGCAUUGAACAUUCUUCGAUAUGAACAUCAGGCGAGAAAACGUCAAGAACAGAAACAUGCUGAUCAACAACGCAAGUUAUUAAUGAUGCAAAAAGUAGCCGAUCUCCGGCAAUUGAAACAUACACAAAUAGCCAAUUUUCAAGAAAGAUAUUUUCAUCGUUUACUCGAAGAAGAACAAGAAUCGAGUGAACGUUUGAAAAGGCAAAAAAAACUGUUACACGAAGAACAAUUUGCAUCAUAG
Adineta ricciae is the source of this 834-nucleotide messenger RNA. The record is from the annotation of a GenBank genome assembly. Lineage: Eukaryota; Metazoa; Rotifera; Eurotatoria; Adinetida; Adinetidae.